Trichoderma harzianum CBS 226.95 is the source of this 329-nucleotide messenger RNA. RefSeq lists its product as hypothetical. The record is from RefSeq and is a predicted model, not a curated record. Bases 78 to 254 code for a protein of 58 amino acids. The transcript has a single exon. NCBI's taxonomy places the organism in Eukaryota, Fungi, Ascomycota, Sordariomycetes, Hypocreales, Hypocreaceae.
CAUCCAGAGGGUUUGGCAUUGAUUACCUGUACUGUGCUAGGUGUAAUGCCUACUUGGCCUACAUACAUAGGUGUCGCAUGCUGAAUAUGUACUUUGGUUUAUGCCUUUUUGAAGCAGCCUUUCUAUUAUCUCUAAUGCCUUUAUCAAAGAAGGUUUUCAUUUCCCUCUGUUCCCCCUUCUUCUAUUUCUAUGGCUCUUCGAAUGCGACUGUGGCUUGUUUCAGAAUCAGUAGAGAUGACAGCUCCCGUCCAUGACAAAGCCCCCUCUCUCAAGAGCACAACUUAAGAUUGAAGGCCAUCCGCAGAUGUUCCCGCACAAAGAGAACAGGC